ACAAAGCUUGGUCCACUAUCUCUUUCUCUCUUUCUCCACCCCCCUCUUGGCACUAAAUCUAUUAUAAAUCUAGGUUAUACCUCUGAACCAGAGCUUGGUAUCUUAUCCAUGGAUAAGCAGCAACAAGAAAACAUACCAUCUUCAUCACCAUCUUCUCCAGGAAGAUCAGCAGGAGGAGAAGCAAAGAGAGAAGAUGCAGCAGCAGGCUCAGGAAUUAGAGCAGGGCCGCCAUGUCCGACUUUCGUAGGCAAGCAUAGAAUGGCUGCUGCUAUUUCCCUUCUCCAUACUCAAAUAAACAUUAUUCAGGAAGAGCUUAACGAACUCGAAACAGUAGGCGAGUCCUCCAUUGUCUGCAAAGAACUCGUUGCAAGCAUCGAAUCGGUUUCUGAUCCCCUGCUUCCAUGGAGUAAAGGAGCACCUGAAGUGGGAUGGGAUAGGUGGUUCAGAGGAGCACACAACACCAGAAGUAACAACCGCUGGAUCUAAGAAUGGGGAAACUAAUUUCUUUACCUAAUAUGUUGUCUUAUUUUUGCUACAUUUUGCAUUACCUUGAUCAUAAUGUUUUGAAUAACAUAUCAGGAAGAAUGUAUUGGGAUACAGAGAAGCAUAUAUGUAAAAAUUCUGGGAAUGUUUUGCCUAAGAAUGAAGUUAUUAGAUAUUUUUGGUUGCUGCAAAUGGUUACAACCAGCGGGCAAUCGCUAUC
Molecule: messenger RNA, 703 nt
Organism: Fragaria vesca subsp. vesca
Lineage: Eukaryota; Viridiplantae; Streptophyta; Magnoliopsida; Rosales; Rosaceae
Product: guanine nucleotide-binding protein subunit gamma 1-like
Exons: 4
Coding region: 109-486 (125 amino acids)
Source: RefSeq, a predicted model, not a curated record